Molecule: messenger RNA, 537 nt
Organism: Macadamia integrifolia
Lineage: Eukaryota; Viridiplantae; Streptophyta; Magnoliopsida; Proteales; Proteaceae
Product: prostatic spermine-binding protein-like
Exons: 2
Coding region: 1-537 (178 amino acids)
Source: RefSeq, a predicted model, not a curated record
AUGGCAUUGGCAGUAGGUGAACAAAUCAAGGAGCACACCUCCCUAGUCCUUAUAGGGAGUGACACAGAAGAUGAUGAGUCUGAAUUCGAGGGCCAUGUGGAAUCUGAUGAAGAACCAAGUGAGGGGGAAAUCAGUGAAGUAGAGGACAAUGACGAUGAUGAUAAGAGUGAGGAUUCAGAUGAUGGUGAUGAAUCUGAUGCUCGAAGUGAUGAUAAGUACAAGGACUGGGAUAACAGUGACUACCAGGGACCUUGGAAUAAUGAUGAAGAUGAUGAAUCUGGGUAUUACUCACCAAGAGAUCCAGGAGGGUACUCAGUGUAUGCUAUCAGCGAAGAUGACCCAAUGAUUAACCCGAUAGAUGCUAUCCAAUUGGCAAUCCCAAUCUGUAUGGAGGAAGAUGGGUCCACAUCAGACUCAGAAAGUAGUGAGGACUUCGGAGAUCACGAAAAUAUCUUUGACUAUCAUGAGAAUUCUGUGGCAGAUCUUAAAGAAAAAAUGUGUGAUAUUUAUGUGCGCUUAGACGCGAUGAAGCUCUGA